Molecule: messenger RNA, 1312 nt
Organism: Cololabis saira (Pacific saury)
Lineage: Eukaryota; Metazoa; Chordata; Actinopteri; Beloniformes; Belonidae
Product: zinc finger protein 239-like
Exons: 2
Coding region: 89-1174 (361 amino acids)
Biological process (GO): regulation of DNA-templated transcription
Molecular function (GO): RNA polymerase II cis-regulatory region sequence-specific DNA binding; DNA-binding transcription factor activity, RNA polymerase II-specific
Source: RefSeq, a predicted model, not a curated record
GUCAUCACAGUUUUUGCAGACGAACUUUUAGAUUGAAGAUCUGCAGGAUCAGAACUAAACGAGAACGAAGCAGAACCAGGACUCGGAGAUGGACCGGGAUCAGAACCAGGACUCGGAGAUGGACCGGGAUCAGAACCAGGACUCGGAGAUGGACCGGGAUCAGAACCAGGACCAGGAGUCCAGCAUCAGGACCAAAGCGGGAUCUUCCUCUGCUGGUCUGCAGAAACAUAAAGGCAAAGAGAGACACACAAGUUAUCGCUGUGAUCACUGCAAGAAAGUCCUCACCACUUCAUCAGGUCUGAGAAUACAUAAGAUGAUUCACACUGGAGAUAAACCGUUCAGUUGUGAUCAGUGUGGAGCAGCUUUUAUCACUAAAAGUAAACUAAAGAUUCACCAACGUAUUCACACUGGAGAUAAACCGUUCACUUGUGAUCAGUGUGGAGCAGCUUUUACUGAGUCAGGAAAGCUAAAGAUUCACCAACGUAUUCACACUGGAGAUAAACCGUUCACUUGUGAUCAGUGUGGAGCAGCUUUUACCACAUCAGGUGAUCUAAGGACUCACCAACGUGUUCACACUGGAGAUAAACCAUUUAGGUGUGAUCAGUGUGGAGCAGCUUUUACCACAUCAAGUUAUCUAAAGAUUCACCAACGUAUUCACACUGGAGAUAAACCAUUCACUUGUGAUCAGUGUGGGGCAGCUUUUACCACAUCAAGUGAUUUGAGGACUCACCAACGUAUUCACACUGGAGAUAAACCGUUCAGAUGUGAACAGUGUGGGGCAGCUUUUACCACAUCAAGUCAGCUAAAGAUUCACCAACGUAUUCACACUGGAGAUAAACCGUUCAGAUGUGAUCAGUGUGGAGCAGCUUUUACCCAACAAAGUAAUCUAAGGACUCACCAACGUGUUCACACUGGCGAUAAACCGUUCAGAUGUGAACAGUGUGGGGCAGCUUUUACCACAUCAAGUCAGCUAAAGAUUCACCAACGUAUUCACACUGGAGAUAAACCGUUCAGAUGUGAUCAGUGUGGAGCAGCUUUUACCCAACAAAGUAAUCUAAGGACUCACCAACGUAUUCACACUGGCGAUAAACCGUUCAGAUGUGAUCAGUGUGGAGCAGCUUUUACUCAGUCAGGACAGCUAAGCACUCACCAACGUAUUCACACAGCAAAAUAAUCAGACAACGUCAUACCAAAACUAGAAAGACUAACAUAUGAUGCCCCCUGGACACUUCCUGGGAAGGUGUUCCUGGCAUGUCCCACCAGGAGAAGAUCCAGGCCACACUGGAGGGAAUGUCUUUCGGCUGACCUGGGA